AUGAGUGCAACCAAGAGGAAUGCGACUCAACGGAUCGCCACUGGUGAAACAGACACUGUGGGCUCAAGGUUAGGCCACAGGGACUCGGAUUAUGACGAUGAGCUGGCCGCACAUUCACCAGCUUCAGAAGCGUCAGAGGAGGAGUAUGAGACUGAAGAGGAUACUGGCAGAACACGGAAGAAGGCUGCGAGAAACCCAGAUCAGCGCUCUAAUCUUGGCCCUAGGCCGGCUCGUGGAUCUACUGUUGAUGGAGAUAUUACUCCACCUGCUCAGAAGCAGUCGAAUCAAGCGAGCACUCAAACUUAUUCACGCGGCCUCCUGAAGCCAUCGAAUCAUUCUUCUAAGACUCUACAGUUGAGACUAACAUUCGGGUCUGGCGAUCAAGAUAUACUGCCUAUAAUCCAUACAAGAGAUACUUGGCCAGGGAUUUUAGACUUGACCUUCCCAAGUAGAGAGAGCCUCCAGAGGUGCAAUGAAUGGAAUCCACAUGGGAGUCAGGAUAUAUUUGGUGUUGACAGGGCGAUGAAGGCUCGGGAGUCUACCGCAGGUUGGGAUUGGUAUUAUAGUAAUAUCGGAGCCCAAUUUCGUGAGAAGCAGCAACUUACAGCCAUCACGGAAGAGUCAUGCCAGACUUACUUACCUAGUCGUGAGGUACCAAAGUUGACCGUGUUGAUGGGCCCAGCCGGUUCACAAACUACUUUCUUACUAGGACGUGACGAACUAUUUGACUUUAGUUUGGCAUGGCCUUCCACGAGGCCUGUCUCCAUCAAGAAAGAGAAGGAUAGGACUUCUGGGCCCAACUCGAAUGAAGGGCCAUCCGCUACUCCUAAUUUAGUGAAGGCGCGAGAGGGAUGGAUUCUGAACCUGGGAAAUCGAAUCCAAUGCGCCACCUGGGCUCCGAAUUGUCCUGGGAACUCUCAGUAUCUCGCUGUAGUAGCGCCAAUUCUCGACAGCCAGAAGGCAAAGUUUGACGACGGAGGUAUCAAAGGCGCCCCAGCGUUCACGCCUUCUGCACCAUACCCCUCCGCAAUUCAAAUUUGGAGGUUUGAAGCCAGUGAUACGGUAAAUGGAUUGCGAAGACUAAAUAUGAAUAUAAAGCCGCGUCUACAAAAGGUCAUAUGCGCGGAUUCCGGCAAUAUAAAUCGCCUUUAUUGGUGCCCAAUUGCCGUAGAAAGGGCCUCAGCGAAUGGACAUAGCAAUGAGCCACCGAAGCCUACACUAUUAGCUGGACUUUGGAGCGAUGGUUCUGUCAAAGUCUUUGAUGUUGACUUGUGUGACAAGGGCGCUGGGACCGAAUAUGUCACGUUACAAAGCCCAGCAUUCCAAACCAAACCCCCUUCAACAGUUUGUACCUGCCUUACCUGGAUGUCGCCAACAGAUAUAGCCAUUGGAUGCGCAAACGGAUCUAUUGGUUUAUGGAGCUUGGUUAAGUCAGCUCAAGACGAGUCACCUAACCCUGAACCUUACUUAUACAUUCCGGUUCAUGAUACCUACAUACUUAACAUUGUCUCAGCUUAUCCAACGCACCCAUAUAUUAUUGCAGCAACCUCCAUGGGUGGGCAAACGCGAUUAGUUUCUCUCCUGCAUCCGACCGCAGAAAUAGCCGAAGCGCUUCGAUUAAGAGUAGGAACACAGUGUCUUAUCUAUGCGCCGUUUUUGCGCUCCUUCAUAACCAAUGAUGAGGGCGAUUUUGUUCGGCUUCUCCCUCUUCGCCGCUUUUUUUCCAGCCUUGCGGCCCUCAAGUCCCGCAGCACUGUCACAGCCCUAGCAACCGCUAGUUUACACCACCCAUGUAUUCUUGCUGGCAACGCGAGCGGUGCAGUAAUUGCUAAUAACCCUCUUCGAAAGCUACUACAUUCCAAAGAAAAGCAGUGGCAACAGAAUUGGUUCUCACAGGAGUGGGUCAGUGGGGAAAAUAACAACAAUAUAACACCGGGGGCCGUCGUUAAAUUCUAUGACGGAUUUAAGGCAGAAACUACUAACCUAUCCAAAGGAUCCUCAGCGCAAGAGAAGGAAACAGGCCAGGUCGCCUUAAUGACCAUAUACGAAGAACAAACCGCCGUCACUGCCGUUGCGUGGAACCCAAACGCGUCUUGCGCUGGGUGGGCAUGCGCAGGAAUGGGCAGUGGCUUGCUGAGGGUGGAAGACUUAGCCCAUGAGUAA
Arthroderma uncinatum is the source of this 2163-nucleotide messenger RNA. Its product is annotated as transcription factor tfiiic complex subunit sfc6. Gene Ontology annotation, cellular component: transcription factor TFIIIC complex. The transcript has 3 exons. Bases 1 to 2163 code for a protein of 720 amino acids. NCBI's taxonomy places the organism in Eukaryota, Fungi, Ascomycota, Eurotiomycetes, Onygenales, Arthrodermataceae. Gene Ontology annotation, biological process: transcription by RNA polymerase III. The record is from RefSeq and is a predicted model, not a curated record. Gene Ontology annotation, molecular function: protein binding.